GGGAAGGGCUUAAAGGCUGAGUCAAAAGCCAAGAAGUCUCUUUAUUUACGCCUACCUCCCAGCCCCUGGCAAUCUGACUAAUAACAAACUGAGCUAACAAGAAAGACUAGAAAGAACAGAGAGAACACAGGAGCAGCUUGCAUCUAAAAAUCUGACAAACCAAGUGAUCAAGUCAAGCUCUGCUGAGCAUCUUGUUUGUUUACCGCAUCCAAAUGCUUGCAAACAGUUAACUAUAUGCAGAAAAGUCAGCCUAGCUGUGAAGUAUGCUGUGAAUUUUAAUUGAGGAAAAAGGACAACUGCUUACAGGAUGGUCUGACGUGCACGGCUGCCUGGAAGAUUUUUCAAUCGAAUGCUUUGUACUUUGUCUUCUGAGCAAGGAUUUUAACUUUAUGGAGCUGUAGUAUUUACCGGAGCUUGCAGCAAAGGGAAACUCAAAAGAAAGUGUGCAUUUUUCAGAGGGAAUAAUUACAUUGCAUGGAAACAGCUGCUCCAACUGUGCAUUACUGAGUGUAUCAGGGAGUGCUGCUGCUGUACAGAAUCUGCUGGACAAGAUGAAGCUUUGGAUUUUUCUUCUAUGGUCAAUUGUGGUUGCAUCUGAUCCUUCCCAGUCACAGCCUUCUUUUUCUACAGUCAGAGGAUCUUGUCAGAGUCUGUGUUCCUGUGAAGAAAAGGAUGAUACCAUGAUUAUCAACUGUGACAAAAGAGACAUCAAGAUGAUAUCAGAAAUAAAUGUCCCACCAUCACGGCCUUUCCAUCUUAAUCUGUUAAAUAAUGGCCUGAGUAUGUUACACGUGAAUGAUUUUGCUGGCCUUGUUAAUGCGGUUUCUCUGCAUCUUGGUUUUAACAAUAUAGCAGAUAUUGAGCCUGGGGCUUUCAAUGGUCUCAGCCUUCUUAAGCAACUUCAUAUCAAUCACAAUUCUUUGGAAACACUUAAAGAAGAUACGUUUAAUGGAUUGGAAAAUUUGGAGUUUCUUCAAGCAGACAACAAUUUCAUCACAGUGAUUGAAGCAAGUGCCUUCAGCAAGCUCAACAGGCUUAAAGUGCUUAUUUUGAAUGAUAAUGCCAUUGAGUAUCUUCCUCCAAACAUAUUUCGUUUUGUGCCAUUGACCCAUUUAGAUCUGCGUGGAAACCAGUUGCAGACACUGCCCUAUGUUGGCUUUUUGGAACACAUUGGAAGAAUACUGGACCUGCAGUUGGAAGACAAUAAAUGGGCCUGUAACUGUGAUUUGUUGCAGCUGAAGAUAUGGCUAGAAAACAUGCCCCCUCAGUCCAUAAUAGGGGAUGUUGUAUGCAACAGUCCUUCAGUUAUCAAAGGCAGCAUAUUAAGCCGGCUGAAAAAAGAAUCACUUUGUCCCACCCAUCCUGUUAAUGAACUUGAAGAUCCUUCAGGGUCACUGCCCUUGGUUGUAACCACCUCUAUCAGUGAUAACCAUUUAUCAACUAAGGUGAUUCCUCUCCUGAAAGCUCCUACUAAAGAACCAAGUUUAGUGCUUCAUACUUCCAAGCCUACUACGUUUCCAGUAAUCUCUUGUCCUGUCCCUUGUCACUGCACCAGCCAUAUGCUCUCAGGAGUUCUUAUGCACUGCCAGGAGAGAAAUAUUGAAAGCUUGUCUGAUUUAGGACCCCCUCCUCCAAAUCCUAAAAAGCUUAUCUUAGCUGGAAAUAUUAUUCAGACACUAUUGAAAUCAGAUCUUGUGGACUAUGCCAGCCUGGAAAUGCUUCACCUGGGGAACAAUCGCAUUGAGAUCCUUGAGGAAGGUUCCUUUAUGAAUCUGACUAAACUACAGAAACUGUAUCUCAAUGGGAAUCAUCUUACAAAGCUAAGUCAGAAUCUCUUCCUUGGCCUUCAACACCUUGAGUACUUGUACCUUGAAUAUAAUGCCAUCAAAGAAGUUUUGCCAGGGACAUUUAAUGUAAUGCCAAAACUGAAAGUCCUCUACCUAAAUAACAAUCUUUUGCAGGCUUUGCCACCCCAUAUCUUUUCAGGUGUUCCCCUCACCAGAUUAAAUUUGAAAACAAACCAAUUUGCUCAUUUGCCAGUUAGCAAUGUCUUGGAUGAACUGGAUAUGCUGGUACAAAUUGAACUUGAAGACAACCCUUGGGACUGUACUUGCGAUUCUGUUGGACUGCAAAAAUGGAUACAAAAAUUGAGUAAGAAUACCAUGAUGGGUGACAUUUUUUGUAAAUCUCCUGGGCACUUAGCAAAAAAAGAAUUGAAAUCCCUAAACAGUGAAGUUUUGUGUCCAGGUUUAAUAAACAGCCCUGCCCUACCAACUCAUGCCAGUUUUGUAGUUGUGACAACUUCUUCUCCUACUGCCAACACAGCAGACACCAUCCUGAGGUCCCUCACAGAUGCUGUCCCACUUUCUGUUCUAAUAUUAGGCCUGCUCAUUGUGUUUAUAACUAUUGUAUUUUGUGCAGCAGGAAUAGUUGUUCUUGCUCUGCACCGGCGCCGAAGAUACAAAAAGAAACAAGCGGAUGAGCAAGUGAGGGACAGCAGCCCUGUCCACCUUCAGUACAGCAUGUACGGGCAUAAGACAACGCACCACACCACGGAGCGCCCAGCUGCCACUCUCUAUGAGCAACGAAUAGUUACCCCCAUGGUUCAGGUGUACCACAGCCCCUCCUUCAGCCCCAAGCAUACCGAGCAGCAACAGGAGGAGGGAAGUGAGAAGGAAGCUAAUGAUUCCAAAUAUCUUCGCCGAAGUCUCCUGGAAAGAGAGAACAGUUCACCGCUCACAGGGCCAAAUGUCAAAUACAAGGCUACAGAUCAAUCUGCUGAAUUUCUGUCUUUUCAGGAUGCUAGCUGUUUGUAUAGAAACAUUCUUGAAAAAGAGAGAGAACUGCAGCAACUAGGGAUCACAGAGUAUCUAAGAAAAAAUAUUGUCCAGCUCCAGCCAGAGGUGGAAGUUCGUUAUCCUGGAACACAUGAAGAGUUGAAGCUAAUGGAGACGCUCAUGUACUCCAGGCCAAGAAAGGUUUUUCUAGAACAAACUAAAAAUGAGUAUUUUGAGCUCAAGGCUAAUUUACAUGCUGAGCCUGACUAUCUGGAAGUCCUGGAGCAGCAAACGUGAAGUGAUACAUUGGGCUGGGGCUGAAUUUCUGUGAUUUUACUUUAAGGUGGAAUCAUUGUAAAUGAAAGUGCCUUAUAAUAACAUGUCAACAGUCAGAACUUAAGCACAGCAGUAAUCCUAGCAAAGAAAAACUCAGGGAUCACUGUGGGAAGCCAUGGGGUUGUGUGCAGGCAAUAUGUUGCACCCGAAGUUAGACAAGAAUUCUGUGUGAUUGAAAUGUGGGAGGAAGAUUGCUUAUUGCACUAUUCCUCAUCAUUUUGAAAAGGUGUUUAUGCCACUCUCUGUUCUGUUCUCUGUUUCCCAACCUAUGGAAGAAAAUGUUCAUUACCUUAAUCCCUUCUUUUUUCCCUCCAUUUAAUUGGAUUCCUUUAAAAAAACAAAAAGACAAAAAAAAAAAAGAAAAAAGAAAACCCUGACAACUGUGUUUGUAUUUAUAACCUUAGAGUGUGUAUGUUAGGUUAGUACAUGCACUGCAUACAUGACCACUGUCUACAACUACACCUAACAUACCUUUGUAAUAAAUAUAAAAGGAGUUGAAAAGUUGUCAUACUAAGUGUCAGUUAAAAAGGAAAAAGGAUAAAAUAUUUUUUGUGUAUUCACCCAGAGCCUGCAAAUAUUUAAGUAUUUUACAUGGAACUUCAUGUGUAUCAGUAUGUGGAAGGAAAAAUAUGUAACUAUGUUUACCCAACAUCUUCAACAAAGAAAACUGCAAGCCUUUUGCUACUUUCCCUAUCUGAUAGCUUUACCUAAGUUUGGACAAUCUUUUCUUGAGCUGCUGCUAUAAAAUAUUGUGCAUCACUGGUGUUUCAACUCAUAAUCCUGGGCAAUUUGAAAAGCUACUGAGAAUCAGCUGUAAAUAUGUUACUGUGUUGAAUAAGUUUGAUUUUUUUUUUUUUUUAAUCUAUAUAUAUACAUAUGUAUAUAAAUAACUUCUGUGCUGGCUUUAAAUAUUCUUGAAGGAAAUGAGUUUGCUGUGGCUAGGAAUUUCCAGGUGCAAAUACAGGUCCUUUUCCACCCUAACCAAAAGCAACACUCAGACAGAAUAACUGCAACAAUACACACAUGAAGAAGAAUAAUAGUAUUUAGCUAUUUGUACAAAAAUAUAUUUUCUGAAAUUAGAAGAAAAAUAAAAUGUUGUAGGAAAAAUAGGUUACAAACACGUAGAACACUGCAGGUUUAUUUUUGCAAUGAAUUCUCGCUAGAUUUAUAUUUACUAUUUAUUCUGUAUAAUUUUGUAUUUUUUUUCUUUCCAACUCACAAGAAAAAAAAAAAGCUUAUUCCUGGCUGAUUUUCAAGCUAAUCAAGGAACUGCUCUCUAUUAAUGAAAAAUAAAUAAAGAGUUUUUUAAAUGUCUUUUUCUUAAAGAUCACUUUUUAAAGAAGGCAGCAACUUCUGCAUGCACAAGUUUAAAACUAUUUGGGAAUUAAACACAACUCUCACUCUUGUCAUGUGGACAGAAGCAUCUUACCCUGAGUGAUGUAAGGCCAUUCAAUUUCUGUGCAUGACUGACAUGGUGCCAAAACACAAUUUAUGACCUUCAUUUAUCUUCCUCCAAGCAAAUCUUUUGUAAACUGACUAUGCAUGAGGUUUUCUUUUCUAAUUCUUAUUUGUAAAGUGAAAAAUCAGCUUAAUUAUUACAUGUAUACAUAUGUAUGCUAAAUUUAGCAUUGAAGUCUUGAUAAAGUAAAAAGAUAUAUUCUUUGGUU
Parus major (Great Tit) is the source of this 4780-nucleotide messenger RNA. It is a transcript of the gene SLITRK6, whose product is annotated as SLIT and NTRK like family member 6. Gene Ontology annotation, biological process: regulation of presynapse assembly; axonogenesis; positive regulation of synapse assembly. NCBI's taxonomy places the organism in Eukaryota, Metazoa, Chordata, Aves, Passeriformes, Paridae. The record is from RefSeq and is a predicted model, not a curated record. The transcript has 2 exons. Gene Ontology annotation, molecular function: protein binding. Gene Ontology annotation, cellular component: membrane. Bases 552 to 3074 code for a protein of 840 amino acids.